Closterium sp. NIES-65 is the source of this 1173-nucleotide messenger RNA. NCBI's taxonomy places the organism in Eukaryota, Viridiplantae, Streptophyta, Zygnematophyceae, Desmidiales, Closteriaceae. The record is from the annotation of a GenBank genome assembly.
AUGCAACCCCGCCUCCCGCGCAUCUCAGCCAUCACAUCACAGCACUGCACGCCCUUGGGAUUGUCAAGGGAGGGCCCCCAUCUCCCCCAUCCCACCGCACUUCACUCACGACCCACGGAGUCUCCACUCCACACCACACUCACUCAGCCAGGAGGAAUUGCCUUUGCCUUGCCUGGGCUUUCCUCUCCAAACUUCAGCCGUGUGCUGCUUCUCGAGAUCCCAACAGUUGCUAGAAUCUCCCUCCCUGCCGCAAUGGCUACCGCCAUGGCAUCUUCCCUCUCUCUGGGACUCUCAUCCCUCUCUCUCGCGCCCACCGCCGCGAUCGACGGCCCGUCCACCGCGCGCCCUCUCAGCUUCUCCGCGAGCUCCCUCCGCGGAUCCGCGCUCUCCCUGUCCGCCUCCGCGCCCCGCCAGCGCGCGGAAGCCGCAUUCGUCUGCAAGGCAGCGUACGCUGACGUGGAGGGCGAUCAGGAGGAGAGCGAGGAGGACAUUCGCGCGGGCUACGAGGCGCUUUACGGAAAGCCGUUCGGCGUGGUCAAGGACUCUAAGAGCUUCACCUCUUCCGAUGAGGACGACGAGGAGGCUCCCGCGCGCCGGCAGCGCAGGGGACCGCGAACCGGCGGCGAUUCCGACAACAGCAGCGAGGGCGGCAGCGGCGGCGGUCGCGGCGGCCGGCGCGGGCUCCAGGCGUCCGACGGUAUGUCGGAGCGCGUGCUCCAGGUGCGCCGCGUGACGAAGGUCGUGAAGGGUGGCAAGCAGCUGUCCUUCCGGGCGGUAGUCGUUGUCGGGGACCGCGGGGGCCAGGUCGGCGUGGGCGUCGGAAAGGCGAAGGAAGUUUCCACCGCAGUCCAGAAGGCGGUUAAGGACGCGCGUCGCCACAUGGUGCGCGUGCCCAUGACCAAGUACCGCACGUUCCCGCAUCGCUCCGACGGGAAUUUCGGCGCGGCGGCGGUGAUGCUGCGGCCCGCGGCGACCGGUACGGGUGUGAUUGCGGGAGGUGCGGUGCGCGUGGUGCUGGAACUCGCGGGGCUGGAGAACGCGCUGGGGAAGUCGCUGGGGAGCCCGAACCCGCUGAACAACGCGCGCGCCGUGCUAGACGCGGUGAGCAAGAUGAAGCAGUUCAAGGAGGUGUCGGAGGAGCGCAACAUCCCCAUGGAGGUGCUCUGGCAAUGA